Messenger RNA from Caenorhabditis briggsae, 594 nucleotides. The coding region runs from base 1 to 594 and encodes 197 amino acids. The transcript is spliced from 2 exons. Lineage: Eukaryota; Metazoa; Nematoda; Chromadorea; Rhabditida; Rhabditidae. The record is from RefSeq and is a predicted model, not a curated record.
AUGAUAAGAAGUUGCUAUGACCUUUUGAAAUCUCAAGAAGAGCGCCAGACACCGAGAUGGUUCAUAUGGAAUCGGUACUUAGUGGCUGUAUUGGUUUUGGUAGUCAAUUUCGGAUUACCAGCUAGCAAUGUAUUGGAAGAGAAGUAUUCGAUCAUUCUGACCAUCGUCAUCGGAUUCUGUCUGAUGCUCUUUUUUUUCUCCAUCUACGAACACUGUGCUUUUCAAUACUACGACUUCCGUCUCUCCUUUCCCAAAGAUGCCAAACUCACCAACCGCCAAAUUGUUGGCCUUAUCUUAUUCCAUAUUCUUAUCAUCCUUUCUUUCUGUUUGAUUUUUUCCAUCUGCCCCAACGAAUUUUCCACAUAUCAAAGAUACCAGAACAACCACUUCAUCCGCAUUGCUUGCCAUCUCAUCAACAUAAUGUUAAUCCCAUUAAAUUAUUGUGCAGUUCUUGCUUGGAAUUCUAAGAAGCUGAAUUUCCGAGGAAUCCAUCCGGGGACCAAGAGAAGAUGGGUGGGGGUUAUGAAGAAGGAUAAGAAGGGGAGAUGGGUAGUGGAUGUGGAGCCAGAGGACCAUCGGAUUUUUGUCGUUUGA